GACUUCCGUUUCCGUUUAAACGUCAUUUGUAAUGUAAAUAAUAUUUACUAUUUGAAGUAUUUGGUUGCUAGAUCUAUAAAUAUAUCUAAAUCUAGAUAGUCCAAGUCUAGAUCUAAGUUCAUUAUACACCAGAUUGGUAACUAGGUUGUAGAUUAGAUCUAUAGACUUAGGAUUUUGGUUUACUACAAAAUGCCUCCAAAGUUUGCAAGAAUACCAGAUGGCUCAGACAGGGCUGGAUCACAAGAAGCUGAGAGACGAGGACUCUUGGAUGGAAAUUCUGAUGAUGAGGACUUCUUCUUGAAAGGGCCUCGAGUUAACACAGACAAACUUAAAUCUGACCCUAAAAUCAACAGACUUCAUGGGCAAGUGGAGGAAGUUGUGGACAUCAUGAAGUCCAAUGUGAACAAAGUCAUUGAGAGAGGAGACCGGCUGGAAGAUUUACAAGACAAAUCUGAGAGUUUAUCAAGUCAUUCAGACAUGUUCAGGACCAGAUCUAAAAAUCUUCAUAAAGCCAUGUGGUGGAAGAACUGCAGAAUGAAGCUGAUCAUUGCUGGUGUUGUUGUUGUUAUUAUUACAAUUAUUGUCAUCAUCAUAGUGGUCCAGUAUUCAGGCUCCAGUUAAAACAGUCCAGUGUGUUGAAGGAUGUUGACCCAAUGCCGUUGUUACAGAUGGAUAUCCAGGCGACAGAGUUGUGAGUUUUAGGCAGAAGUAAAAAGGGAUAAAUAUUGUUUCAGAAUUUAUCUUGUUUAAUAUUUUUGUAAUGAUUAAUAUUUGAAAAUGAUUUUCUUCUUCUUUCUACAUCUUGAAGUCUAUUUAUUUUAAAACAGUAAUUAUUUCAGUUCUAUGUGAUAUUUGACAUUUUAACUUAUUGUACAGCUUUUAAAAAUUUAUAACAAAGUUUUUUUCCUUAUUGAGUGCAGGAUGUUGGGAGUAUUUUAUAUGAUAAAGUGUUUAAAAGUAAAUGUUUCUUUGCAAUGGUUUUCUUGACCAGUUAUUUUUUUAGUUCUGAAGCAUUGGUAUCUUAGUUCCAAUAGUACACUCACCCAAUAACACCUCAUACUUGCCAUACAUGAAAAACACAAAAUGUGAUAAUAGAGAUGAACCAAUGUCAGAAUUAACUGCUGGCUUUGUAUGAGCUUGGGAAAUUUGGAUUAUCAGGAACUGGUCAUAAAGGACUACAUAUUUUAUUUUUUCAGUAAGGUCAAAGAAAGGAAAUUAAAUGAUUAGAAUUCAAGUUAAGCAGAAUUUUUAUUUAUGCGAGUUUGAAUUAUCAGGAAUCCCCUGUACGUGAAUGCAAAAAAUAAUUUUGUAUUUACAAUUGAAUUUUGUGUGAGUGUGUGUACAUAAAUGUACAAAGUUUUGACACUCCAGUUUUCUUUGAACUUUUGAUAAUUAAUUUGAGGUUUAAUGUGUUUCUGCCAAAUGGGCAAGUGAAUGUUUGAUGUAUUUCAUUCCUAACGGUUGCUCACUUUUGGUAGUUCUAAUAAAAUGCUGAGAGAUAUCCUAAAGUCAUGAAUAGCAUUUUGCCAAUUUUAUGACAGAACAAUGGGGGCAAGAUCUCACUUUGUGAAUGCUGCAAAGGAGCAACCACAGGUUUGGUGGAUAUUUUUAUUAUGAGGUAGUUUUUUUUUUGUCCUUUUAAUGUUUUGUUUCCAUUUUUUCAUGUUUAUUUAUUGAAGUUCAUGUUGAAGUAAUAUGGUUACCCUAACUUACAUUAUUUGGUUUAAAGGCUUAACAAAAAAUCAGCAUAAAUCUUAAUAGGCUCUUUGAGACUGAACAUUCAUGGCUUCUUUUUUUUUUUAUUUUUUGAAGUCACACCACAAAUUUAAGUGACCUUUAACCCUAUGUGAAUAUACUGUUGCGGAAUAUUAGGACCUGCGGUAACCACUGCCUUGAUGAAACCAACAUUGAUGCAUGUUUGUAUCCAUCACUCUCAGAGCAAAGUUGAAAGUCUACAAUUAAAUGCCCUUGUAGCUAAAAACUUGGUUUAAAAAACAAGAAUUCUGUCCUGGUCAUUCCAGGCUUUAUUCUUAGCUAUAUUAUUCAUGCUCCCAUUACCCGCAUCUCUUAAGAAAAGUCCUUGAGUUAGCCAUUAAAAUAUUAGCCCAUGACAUUGUCAGCAAGAAGUAAAUGUGAUGUUUUUCUGUUGGCCAAUCAAGAAACCUUUUUAUCACAAAACUAAAGGUGGACUCUCACACAUUGGUCUAAUGACUUUGUUCAGCCUAAUCUGUUCUUCACCUAGAUUCUAUAUCAUUAGAGGUUUUCAUUCAGUGAAAUGUACAUAUUUUUACCAGCUGUAUGUUUCUUUUGUUGGCUGGGAAAGAAUUGUUUUGUAUAUGUGGUUUUGUUUCUCCAUGUUUUCAAAGCUCAUUUUCAUCACACAAGAUCCAUAAUGACUUUUUAUCUUUUUGUUUAUUGCAUAAUGGGUUAUGCAUUUGAAUUUUUUAUUGGACUUCUAUGGUUAAUAAUAAAAAAAAAAGAAUAAGAAUAAUACAA
Biomphalaria glabrata is the source of this 2496-nucleotide messenger RNA. RefSeq names its product vesicle-associated membrane protein 4-like. Gene Ontology annotation, biological process: vesicle-mediated transport; Golgi ribbon formation. NCBI's taxonomy places the organism in Eukaryota, Metazoa, Mollusca, Gastropoda, Planorbidae. Bases 190 to 621 code for a protein of 143 amino acids. Gene Ontology annotation, cellular component: membrane. The record is from RefSeq and is a predicted model, not a curated record. The transcript has 8 exons.